CUCACGCAUAAUGCCUGAACCCUCUUGCUUUGGGAGAAGAGCAAAGUCCUGGUGACUACUUACUACUUACAUACCGCUGGUAUCAAGUACUGAGGCGUCAGUGGCGAAGAUGGCUUCUUCAGAUAAGGUACGACGACUUGUGAUACGUCUCAUGUUUUGUAGCUUUUUCUCUUGACAGAUAAAUGUUUUCUGCGUUUCAGCAAUUCCUCCUGACGGGAGCACAGGUUGACGGUAUGUUAUGCUUGUUUCUUCAAUUAUUUUACCCAUUGAUUUGUCUUGUAAGUUGUCAUGUUCACUUAAAGUCAGCUGAAAUAAUAUGUUUGAUGCAUUCUUUCACGGAAUUAACUACAGAAUGUGUGGCUUUACAUGUUUUAUUAGAGCUGCUUAAAUCACGUCGUUGACAAAGAAGCAAGCAGGUGAAAUUAUUAGAUGUUGCUUGUUGUCUUUCUUUCAUAAUUGUCCAAAAGUCAGAAUUGCUACCCAGAUAUAUCUUUCAAAGUUUACGUUAAGUGAAAUGAAUAUUCACUCUCGGCUGUUGUUGUUUGAUAGCUCAUGUAAUUCUUUAUUGUUUAAUGGUCUUUAAAAUUUCAUGAUGCCAUAUCAUCAGACGAUUGGUCGUUGUCUUAAAACAAACUCAUUGUUUUGUUUUGCGUGCAUUUUCGUUUUCACGAACAGUCGAUUGUUAGAACUAGACGCCCAAACGCGUGACUUAGAAACAACUCGUGAAUUUUGUCAAAAGGAUAUCCAGCUUAACUGAAUUCUCCUAUGGCCUCUUCGUUUCCGGACAAGUCGACCUUUCGUGACUGUGAGUAUCAUAAACGCCCAGACAUUCAUACAUGUGCUUUUGGGAGAGUGAUCACUCUUAAUUUUUCACGCAAGCAGAGAAAAGAACGAUAAAGGAGUUUUGUUUUUCGCGAUCUUUCAUUGCGUUCUGCACGCGUGAAAAACUGUCAAAAAUUUUGCCCGGUCGAGACUGAAUUUUUUCGGUUUUUCGAUGUGGGUGGCUUUGUGGGAUUUUUCCUGUAUUAUUUAGAAUUUUAAUUUAAACAAAACGGGAUUGUCAAAGUUAUCGGUCUACAACUCGAGUACAGUUAUAUAGUGAGUUAAAAUUAUUCUUUUAAUUUAUAAAAACUAAGUUUUCGCUGCAAGUGUGAUCUUGGUUUCUUAAACUUAUUUGAUUAGAUCCUUCUAAAUCUGUACAGUUCAGAGUGUGAUUCAAAUAAAAUAGUAUUGACUCUUCACCAAAGGGUGUGUCACAACAUGUCACCUGCCGCAAGUUUGUGCUGGUUAAUCUGUUUGUUGUGAGAUACAGACAAAAUUUUUCAAUAUUCUUUUACAACAUUAGUUUUGGUUAGUUUUUAAAUACAUUGUACAUCUAAAAGACUUACUUGGUUUUGGUUUGGUGAAUACUAAGUAAGAAUAGCUUUUUCAAUUUCUUUAAUUCAUAGAUCUAGCCAAAUUUAUGAAAACUGCACCAGCUGGCAACUCUAGAUAAAGGGGCCAAUAUUUUAAAGAAAUUCAGCUCUAACCCAUAAUCCUUCUAAGGUGACUUUCUUCUUGGUUCCUGAUUAGUGAAGAAAUGUUCAAGUCUACUAAAAAGAAACUGUCAACGUGGCCAUUUCUAGCUGCUUUAAGGCCCCAUAAGACAGAGGCAGCUUAAGACUUAAGCUAGCCCUAUUCUGGGCUUUUUUCAGGCACGUUUUCAAAAAUUCAGCUAGACGUAUAUAUUCAUAAUUUUAAUGUUUACCUUGUGGUAAAAGCUGCUGUAAAUCUAGUUGCCAAACCACCCUUUUAAAAAAUGGAGUAAUAUUGUUUUCAUCAUAAUUCAAAGAAUAUAAUUCCUGUUACAUGCAGCAACAAAAUCAGUUUUGUGACACCAUCUUAGCACCCAAAACUGUUAUAACUGUUUUCAUUUGUGAAAAAACUUUACAUAGAAAGUAAAGCAAAAUGCUUUUUUGGGUUAAGUUUUUAGGUUCUGGUAUGAUCUAAUUUUGUCAAAGUGUAUUAACUUUUCAUUUUAGUUAUUUCUUGUUCGUAGUUUGGUUUUCUGUUCUUACUGUAUGUAUAAUCAUAUGUAGAAGUAACUUGGAAAUUGUAGCAAGUUAGGUUUUUUUAGUUACAUUUGAAACUACGGAUGAUUACCUAUGAUUUUUGUCAGUCUAUCCUAAACCUUACACUUCCUAUGGUGUGAUCUGUAUAAAAUUAGUAGAAUGCAAUGAUAACAAGUUAUUUUGUUAAACUAGCUUUUAUUUUAUUUUCUUCAAUUCUAAAUUAAGUAAAUGUUUAGUUCUGAAGUAAAAAAAUGAGUGAAGUUAAAUAGCUGAUCAAUCUAGUAAAGCUGACACUAUUUUGAAGUUGAUUUUGUCACUUGACCAUAGUCUCACCCAGAGUACUUUGUCGUGUUUAGAGUCUGCCGAGAUGUCAUAAUGAUCAUCGGAAAUAAUCAGAUUGACCCCUAUCUGAUCAUAGUCCAUUUAAGGUCACUUUCCAUGUGUCAAAAUUGACCAGCCAGACCAUUCCUGUUAUACUGAGAACUUCACUUUUAAUCAAAACUAUCCAACCAGAUCAGUCAAAUCCUAAAUAGCAAGCAUGAAGCAAAUAGUUUCUAGCAAAAAAUAUGAUUCUUGGAAAUUAAAGCCAGCUAUUUCACUUUUAAAAUGACUGGUUCGGUCUUGAUUUGGCCGGCCAGUUCUGACUUUUGAGAAGUACACUCAGAUUGCCACUGUACUGUUUUAGAACAUGACAACAACGUGUGAAAUGAAUCAGAAGAGGAACAUCAGUGGAUUCAACCCUCCUUACGUUAGAGUUCCAUUAGCUCAGGGAUCAGAGCAUCAGCUCUAAACCUAGGAGGGUCAUGAGUUCGAUUCUCAGUUUGAACUCAGAAUUUUUCUGUGCUUUCGGGUGAACAAAUUCUCUUCCUUUUUUAUUAUGAGUCUAUUGAAAAGACAACACACAAGAUUUUAAUAUAUAUAUUUUUUUGCCAACAAGAAUUUAUUUUCCUGCGAUAAUGGAUUGAGCAUUCUCCAUAAGCAAUCAUGACGUCACUUACAGAUUUCAAUAGAUGUUUGAUUUCAAUAAUUGUAAUCAAUUAUUGAUGAUCAGCACACCACCAGUACUUUGCACUCCAUUUUCGAAGUCACUUCACUUCAGCAAUAGUUUUGAUCUCAAACAGAAUGUCAAAAGCUGCUUUAUUUGAGUCUAACAUGUGCUAAAAAUUAAUAUUGUUUGCACUUAUUUUUUGUCAUAAUUCCUACCUUUUUCUCUGUUUGUCAGUAUUGUCCUUUAUUUCACUUACAUGCACUUCCAACUUUGAUUAUGACAACAACAAUAAAAAUAUCUGCUUUGAUUUCCAGCCUUAUCAAAGGUGUUCAAGUUUGCAGAUGUCGAAGAGACUGGAUAUGUUGACGUGGCAACAAUUUCAACUCUUGCUGUUCAGCUGUUGGGAGCACAGCUCAGUGAGAGUGAGAAGGAUACAAUUAACAACAAAGCUGAAAACAAGGCUGAAAAAGGUCAGAUCAGUAACUUCAUUAUUCUUUUAUUUGAAAUCUACUUUAGUGAUAACUCUUAAGUUAGUUGUAACUAGUCCACUUCUCACUUCUAAUGUCAUAGAAGGGGGAUGAGAGAGUUUCUAUGUUGUACAUGUAUCAUUUGAAGUAAAUUUUGUUUUCUGAUUUUUUGUUUCGUAGGGCUUCUGUCUUACCAGAACUUUAUAGAAAUCAUGAUGGAGACGAUGCAAGCAAUGACCCACUGGGGCAAGUUAAAGACAGUUUUAGAAGGUUAUGUUGGUUUUGACACCGUGCAGGAGCAGAUUCGCAAAAAGUCACUCAAACGUGGAUUUGAAUUUAACCUUAUGGUGGUUGGUAAGUUAUUGUUACUAUUUUAAUGACAUCACAUGCUGAAAGCUUGACAAUGAAUCAGUCCACUCUCCUGGGCUGAGUUGCUCAAAACAUGGUUAGCUUUAACCAUUGGUUAAGCAGCAGUAAAACCAAUACGUUGUCAAGGUAUUAAACGCUGGUUAACGCUAACCAUGCUUCGAGCAACUGGGCCCUGGGGUCCAUUAUUCCACUUGAGUUUAGAACAUUUUGAUGUCAUUUCUAUGGUCUAUAUAUAUAUUAUACAUGUACAUGUAUAGCACAUACAGUGUACAUCAUAGAUAAUUGUUGUCUAUUAAUUUUGUUAAUUUCAAUCAAUUUUUCAAAUAAGGUGCACCUAAAGCAAGUGGUGACCACACCCCUAAGCCCCCUUUAUGUGUACAGUGUAUUUAGGGCAUUGUUGUUUGUUGCAACCCAGGAUUGUAAGAAAAUGAGCAGCUACUUAAACAGCAACAGAGAGGUGAAAAAUGAGCAGGCUUGAAAAUUACUAUCAGUAAUGAAUAGGAAUUUGAGUGUAGUGUUUCUAAGAAAAAUCAUUUAAAUUUAGGAUAAGGGACAAAAUUAUAUAUUUUUAUGUGACACUGAAUUCAAUCUGUCAUUGCUUAAAUCAGUCAAUCAGGAUUGCCAAGAAUGAGACAAAAUUUAGUUGUUGUACACUUGAUUAUUGAUAAAAUGUAUUGUUUUUAAGGUGCUACUGGUCUUGGCAAGUCAACUAUGGUGAACACUUUGUUUAAAGGGCGUUUGAGUAGAAUGUCAUCAACUGGGGCAGCUGCUACCAUCCCUAAGUCAGUGGAAGUCAAGUCAGUUAGUCAUGGUAUGAAUUUUACAUUACAUUGCCGCUACAUGUACCGUACAUUACAAAGUGUUACAAUGUAUGUUCACCGUAGGUCAAAGGAGGGACUGGGUGUAUGGCUGCCCUGAUCUGUGACGCAGGCUGAGAAUGAGAAGUCUUUGCAUGGAGUGUAGCUAAAUGUUGUGGGUCGUGGGUGUGGGUGUGGGUCGUGGGUAUGUGUGAGUAAAUGUUAUGGGUACAAAAAAGUUUUCAAAAAAAAUUAAGAAUUAAAAGAGAAAAGGUUGUAAAAUUCAUGAAACGAAAAUUUCCACAUACAUACCAUGAGUCCUAUUCCCCUUCCCUGCGGUCAGCAAAGCAAAUAAGCCAAUCCUUUAUAAGUACAAAUGGACACUAAAAAGGCAUUUAUGCGAAAAAUAAAAGAGAUUUUCAUUUCAGAAACAUUUUACAACUUUUUUCUAUUUUUUUUUCAAUUACUUUACUUAAUCAUUUUUUUCUAUACUUUAUUUACCCACAAACUCUACCCUCAACAUUUUUAGCUACACACGCUCCCACAACGUGACAAGUUUCCUGUAGCUCAGAGAGCAUCUGGACUAGUAACAACAUAAAAAUUAAAGUGUUUUAAAAGUGUUAGUGGUAAAUUUCCAAAGUGUUUAGCCCCUGCUCAUUGGAAAUGACACUGUGUAGUUCGGUCAUCUUUGGGAAGUUUGAGAAGUCUGAAUCAGGCAAUGUUGAAGUGUGUUUCUGACAAACACAUGUUAUUGUUAUUAAUUUAUGCGUACAGUUGUAGUUGUAUUCAUUGUCCUGUUGUUGUUUUGUUUUGCUUUGAUUUUCAGUGAUUGAGGAGAAGGGUGUAAGGUUAAAAUUAACGAUCACUGAUACUCCAGGAUUUGGUGAUCAAAUCAAUAAUGAAAGCUGGUAAGACUAUAAUAUAAUUAUUAUUUAUCUACAGACAAAAUAACAACUUUUUGGUUCUCAUGGAAACAGGGAUUGCUUAUGCUUUCCAUGCUCAGCACUAAAAAUAAUCUUGAUUCCAGUUGACAACUAAAAGACCAACUCCAUAUAGUUAAAUCAAUUGCGCCCAAAAAAUGACCAUGUAUACAAUUUAGGUAACUUAAACUUAGCCCUUGUCUUAUUGAACCUCAAAGGGCCAAGACACUGACAAUUAAAAUAUGUUUGCUUGAAGGAGGUUUCGUUAUAUCAAGCCAUAGCAACAGUGAUCUUUUUAGAUGUGAAGAUAAAUGUUUUCAUGGGAAAAAUCACCUGGUAUUUUGCUUUUGAUGAUAUAUUAAAUCGUUCUAUCAAUGGGACUAGGAUUAUCGUUCGCUAUACCGCGGACUUCAUUAGAAUACAUAGAGGUUCGUUAAUGUACAGUUGGUGUACAUGGUACAGCAGGCAGGAGAGAAAAGAUCAUAAAACUUAAAAGUUUUUAAAAGUUUUCAGUUUUGUUAUAAAUUACGGUCAUAGUUUAUUUAUGUUAUUUUCUUGUUUAGUUGGGAGCCAAUCUUGCAGUACAUCAAUGAACAGUAUGACAAAUAUUUAAAGGAAGAGACAAGUAUCAAUCGAAAGCCUAGGGUUCCAGACAGUCGAGUUCACUGCUGUCUUUAUUUUAUUGCACCAACUGGUCACAGGUACGGUCUGAUCUCAAACUUCAUCAGCGUAAUCUGAAUUUAUUUAAUACUGUCCUAUACUGUAUAUUUUUAGUUCGUAGUUUUCCUUUUCCUCUUUCCUGUUAAACAUCUAUCAUGCAGGCUACUUUACACUAUACAUGUACAGUGUAUGUUAUAUUUUUUCAGUAACCACACAAUUUUACAGCCACUGUUUCACUUUUCUUUAAUAAAACAGGGGCACCCAACGGCAAUUUUCGGGAAAAUAUCUGUUCGGAAGACGAUUUGAGAUCUAGAAUUUUCGGAGCAUUUGUUGUAAAAAUAAUUUCUUGCUUGCCUGCCUCUCCUAGGAUUUUCGAACAUCUACAAAAUGUUAUAAUUACUCAUUUUUAACGGAUUUUGACCCUAAAAAAGGCCACCUAGAAUUUUCGGGAGCCUUUUCCUGGCUGAAAUUUUCGAGAAGGUAAGUUUUGAUCCCUAUAAUUUUCGGAUCACUAGACUUUCAGCUAGGAAAUUCGAACAGAUGAAAAGUUUUUAGGGGAUAAAAAUAUGCCUAUAUCUACCGUUUGAAUACUAAAAUACGUUCAACAAUGCCAUGUUAAGUGGUUUUGAACUAUAUCCUCGUUGGGUGCCCCUGAUAAAAUUUGUAAAAAAAGGGAUGCACUUUUUAAUGACGCCAUUUCUGAUUGUAAUGAGUGUAUAUGGAACUAUACGUAAUAAUAUUGUAAUCUUUUGAUAGAGAAAUAGUCUUUGAAAAUUUAAAUCAGAAUGUGCUAUGUACAGACUGUUUGAAGUGCGCAAAAGUUGUCGUUCAAAGAAUGACAUUUCCAGGUGAUUUUUACUGUCUUUAAUUCUUUAAUCUACUAUUGUGUCUUGUAGAUUGAGACCUAUUGACGUAGAAUUCAUGAAGAGAUUAGACAAGUGUGUUAACAUCGUGCCUGUAAUUGCAAAGGCAGAUACACUUACUAUAGAGGAACGCGAGGCUUUCAGACGACGGGUAAGUAACGCGACUUUUUCUGAAAGACCAAACGAAUGACAUUUAAAGCAAACAAACAAAAAACUACAACAACAACAAGUUAAGUCCUAUUUGAAGGAAAGUGUGAUGUUGGUUAUCUCAUGAGACGAGCUUGUGACCUCUCUCCCCAUCCGAUACCGGCUGAGUGCUAUAACUAAUGAACAACGGAUUCCAGCUAUAGUUUCAAAUGUCACACAUCGACAUAUCCGCUAUACUGUUAGAACAUGUUGUCCUCGUUCUCAAAAUGAUUUUUGAGUGCAGAGAAAAAUUACUGAAUACGUGGAUAGGACGUCUUUCACUUAUGUUGUUGAUGUAUUGAAUAGGAAAGGCCAAUCUAAACAAGUUUAUCUGAAAGUUUAAUUAAAGAAUAUACUAAUAUGCCAGACGUUUUCCAACGUUAGAUGUACUUGUAACUUCUUACUGUCACUGACUGUGUAUUUCGGUUACUAUGCCACAUUUAGUAUUUCUGUUCGGUUAAUUUGCAUUUCAGCUACGCGAAGACAUACAGAAGAAUCACAUCAACAUUUAUCCUAUCCUUGAUCGACAUGACCUCGAUGAAGAGGAAGCCAGAACAACCUCAAGAAUCAGAGUGAGUUACUUUUUACCGCCCUUGUAAGAUAUUAUGGACCGUAACUGAAGAUCCAAGGACCGCGAUAGCAGCGAAAACGUCGCUUAAAAAGUGAAUUCGUGUUCUUUCAAUCUUCUUCGCGAUUAUUCUAAUUACUCCUUUACUUUGUCAAAUGUAGGCGAACUCUCCUGAAGUUGAAAUUCGUAAGAACCAUAUCCAAGUUCAGAAAGAGAAAGAAAACUUCUUCGUUUGUUGAAGUCCUCCAUACAACGUGAAGUUAGGCAUUUUCACGUCGUAGUCGUGCCGCGACGGCAUAGAAGUGUACAAAAAAGUGUGUUGCACGUGUAAAGUUGUUGUUUUUCUUAUCCAACCUAUUCUUUGUUUUGACGUUCUCGUUGCCCUCACCAUCGUCGCAUCGAAAGGUUUUGUAUGUCAUGGUAAAUACAUGUAUAUGUUUUACUGAUAUAUCUGAUAUUGCAGUUUUUCCUUGACAAGCCUAUAACGUCCAUCAAUUUUUGACAACGCAACAUUAGAUACCUGUAUGUACCGGGCACAGUAUCAAAACUCUUUCUUUUUUUGCUUGAAAAGCCUGCGUGAAUUUCACUCACCAUCUACGUUACCUACCCUUGCUGAUGUUUAAACCCAUAAUAGGGCGAACGGGACGAAGAAAAAGUACUAACCGCUUCGGCGACAAACAUCUUUCUCAAAUACACGAAAUACUCCGAGUGAACGGACAUCAGAAAGGUUGCACCCGGGCUGGAUCGAGAACAGCUAGCGUUUGCGGCGCGAAAAGCGAAAAUUAAGCAAUGAUUGGUUUUUUGCAUAACGCGAGUCAUGGAUGUCUUGUCUGUGUUUACAUCUGAUCUCAAGAACACUUGCUGAUUAAGCACUCUAAUAUAAAAAAAAAGACUACCAGAAACUUUUGACCGUGAUAGUGUUACCCUGCUUUAACCAUCCAUUCAACUUGUCGCCAGGUUUCUCCUAACCUGAGAUCAGGCUCUAUUUUCGUUUCGCUUUGAAAAUUACAUUCCAGCGGGCAUGGCGAAACGAAAAAAGAGCCCAAUUUUAGCGGUAGCCGUUAGAGAGAAUGUAUGCGAACCGCUAAAAUUGGGCCUGAUUUCAGGUUAGGUUUCUCUCUGAAUUAUUGAAAAAGCUCAAGGAAAGACUGCAGGCAAGUUAGUUCAUUGUGUUCUCAUAUCAUGUGAUAUACAGUAUAGUAAAAAUCAUAUUUCUCCCUCCUCCCCCACUAGUUAUAUCAUUACUAAUAAUUAUCUUGAUGUUCGGCAUUGUUUUGUUAUUUAAGGACCAGCUACCCUUUGCUGUUAUUGGCAGUGAUCGCUAUGUUACCGUGUCCGGGAAACCAGUUCUUGGGAGAAAGACGAAAUGGGGUCUUAUUGAAGGUGAAAACUGCAUGAAUAAGUUAGCUGGUUUUUUUAGUGCUUUAAAAUUGACCUGAAUUUAUGUAUAGUUUUGCCAUCUGUAUACAAAAACAAAAAAAUAUAAAGAAAAUUUAAACAACCAAGCCAAAAUCUUAUUAGCUACUAUGUAUGUUUCGCUUUUCUUGAUUGAAACAAGACUUCUGCGAAAAUUCAGGUUUGAUAUCAAUUUUUUACUUAUUUUGAUCUCAUUUCAGUUGAAAACAAGAACCACUGUGAAUUUGCUCAGUUGAGAGACAUGCUAAUCAAGUAAGGGUAGCAGUCUGUUGUUGUUAUGGAUUUCUGAAGCUAACAAGUUUUAGCAAUCAAUUGAAAGCAUUAACUGUCAGUGUCAGUUAAGCCCCUAAAGCAAUGGCGCAUUUUGGCUUUCGCGCGUCCGCUCAUCCCUGUUUUCGGGCAGAAGGGGGUUUGCUGUUCCAUUUUAUCCUCCCCAAGAUUGUACGCGUUAAACAUAAAUGAAGAGACGAACGAAGAUAAGUAUUGAUUUUCUACAGUCAUAUACUUUCUCGUUAUUAUCAUAGGGAAGGCAUAAAAGUGAUCAUAUCCGAACAUAACGGCUAAGACGGGGUAAUAAUGAUGAUCUGAUUUCUGGUAUUAAAACUUGAAGUUCAUUAGAUUCGUACUAAAUUCCUACCACAACGUACAGUCAACACCAGCACGUUAGUGUCUUAAAUACAUGUAGCGACAUUUCGAAAGAGCGGUAAGUUUUUUUUUUUUUUCAGUGAAACGCCUGUAGUUAUUUUUUUUUUUUUGCGGGGAUUCAGCUGCUUUCCGUAAUGUCUCUGUGUCCUUAAUAGCAAGGUGUCGGCAAGGCGAUAAUUGACUGUACAGAACUUUACUGUCUCAGAGCAAGAGUCCUUUUAAGACUGUUUCCCCUGUGUAAAGUGAUCUUAGCCCUUUCAGGCCAGUAGCUGGUUUUUAUUUCAUUAUAUAUUUUUUCAGAACACACAUGCAAGAUCUAAAAGAAGUGACAGAUACAAUUCACUAUGAAAGUUAUCGCCGGAAGCGCUUAACUGAGGACAAAAACGAUCAAGUUGUAUUAACGAACAAUGUCGUCAACAUGGAUUGUCAAGAGAGUAAGAUUUAGACUUCUAAUGUGUUUUAACUCGGUACCAGGUUACUGGGUUAUGUUUAGUUUAACGCUUUGUUCAAGAUGGCCGUGCCAAGUAACACAUUGAAUGAAUUCGAACCCGUCUACCCUGGUUCACCACACUAUAAAGCAAAUAAACCGCCUAUAAUGUACAGAGAGGCGAUAUGCCUUAGCAUGGGAAAAUUGUUACCAUUCUGAUUCAAAAUCAAUCAGCAAAACAUGUAAUAUAAUUUUAACUUUUGAUGUGACGUGAUUGUUCAAAUGAAACGUCUUUGCCAGUACUUCCAAAGUUUCUUCUUCGUCAUCAAUAUUUCUCAAAGUCUUGAAUUACAUUCUAAUUAUGGGCAUUCUUGCCUGGAGUGAUGGAUAUGAAAUGGUUGCUUAGCAACGUAAUUCAAACCCGACUUGGUUACCACCAAAUAGUAAAUACUAGCUUACCAUUUAAGAAGCCAGCAACCGCCCUCCCGCCAUCCCCUUCCAAAAAAGAAAGUUGUCGCCAUCUUGAAGAAGGCGUUAACCAUUUCAAAAAGACUGUAGUACUUUCUCAGCCUUAGCAUCGUGAUUACUCUAGCAAGUACAGUCAAACCUCGUCAAUACGGACACUGAGUGGUCCAUAGAAAGUGUCCGUACUUAAGCGGGUUAAAUUUAGAGAAAAUAUAAGGGCUUUCUUUCCCCAGGGAAGGGACUGGACUAGGGUAUAAUUAUUUUAAUGCUGCGUGAUAUGGAAUUUUCUGGGAAAUGCAACUGUUGAGAAGCUAAUGAUAUAAACACCCAGAACUACAUGUACCCAAACCAGCGCUUAAGAGAGUAUUAUGGUGUUGUUCAAAAUAGCCAUUUGACCGCAGUACCAGUCGCUUAUAGCUAAGUUGGAGUCGGUAUUUACAACGUACAUACAGUACCGCUCAAAAGUAUAAGUUACCACCCUCUCGCGAGAAGUGAAUCGCUUCGCGCGCUACGCGAUUCCUGUAGCGCAGGACGCGAUUCUCGUAGCGCGCGAUGGCCUAAAAACUGUAAGUAUCGUGGCCAAAAUUCUUGAGCGAUUUAACCAAUCAAUGGUAAAGUUUGUAAGCAGUUGUCCUCCGCACUACACCGGAUAUACUUGAAACGACUUUUCCUGAAACGCUGAGGUUACAUUAAUCAUAAUAUUAGUUUCAUGGCAACGUUACGUUUUUCAAAUGUAUCCGGAUUAGUGUCGGAAAAAUCUAUUUUUCUUCCUUUUUUGGCCAAACCAGAGAAGCACAAAGGAAUGCGUUUUGAAAUUUAUCCGGAUUGGUUUGAAUCGAGAUCAUUUCAGACGGCAUUAUCAAAUUUAUCUGUUUUCAAAUUUAUCCGCAACAUUGUGGACGGAACCUUAGAAACACAAAAUAUUUGUUAGUUUGCUAUAAAAGAUUUAGAUAAGUUUUUCUUGCAAUUUUCGAUAAUAGCCUUUUAUAACAUUGCAAAUUUAUACAUAAUAAAGUUAUAUAAAGAGAAUGGUAAUUUGUUAUUCCAAGAAAUUUUGACACAAGAAUAAGGACUGACAACUUUAGAUCUUUAACGGUUAAGUAUAAAUUUUAUUUUAUAUCUACUCGAGUUUCGUGUGUUUAUACCAAAGGAACCCGUUAGUACCGCGACUAUUGGGCCAUUAAAACCCUGCGGUACUGAACAAAGCCUUUCUGAAUUAUAACUGAAUUAAUCCUGAUAAUCUGUCGAUCAUCAACACUCUAAGACUGUUAUUUGCGGGCUUUGAAUGACUUAUAGGAUAAAAAGCUGCCGUUAGUCUGUUAUACUUUAGUAGCGACGUAGGUUACAUUAUCUUAGAGCAUUUUUCCUUGAACUUAUUGUUUGAAAAAUUUGUAUUGUAAGACAUAUGAAACUUAAAAUUUUGGAAAGUAAAUUGAAUUAAACCCUGAACAGAAC
Molecule: messenger RNA, 12277 nt
Organism: Porites lobata
Lineage: Eukaryota; Metazoa; Cnidaria; Anthozoa; Scleractinia; Poritidae
Source: the annotation of a GenBank genome assembly